Messenger RNA from Paramecium tetraurelia, 2274 nucleotides. RefSeq lists its product as uncharacterized. The record is from RefSeq and is a predicted model, not a curated record. Gene Ontology annotation, cellular component: microtubule. Gene Ontology annotation, molecular function: microtubule binding. The transcript is spliced from 6 exons. Lineage: Eukaryota; Ciliophora; Oligohymenophorea; Peniculida; Parameciidae.
AUGAAUAGCAAUACAUUAAAUAAAUCGAGAAGGUUGUACAAUACUUGCGACUCGAAUUCGCAAUUGAGAACCAUUCUAUUAGCUUCUUUAGCUAAAUUACAUUCUCAAAGCACAGCUUAGACUGGUUAUAGUGAGUUGAGGACUUUGAUAGCAUAAUUGCAAUAAAAUCAAUUUGUGAUUUUAACGAAUUUACUUGAUUCCAAUGACAUUUCAAAAUAAGCAAAAAAAGAUUAUAUUAAAGUAUUUGGUGUGUUAGCAGAAAUAAGAGGUAGCGAUAUUUAAGAGUAGUUACCAAGAAUUGUAUAAAUUAUCAACAAAAGAAUAUAAGAAGGAGAUUCCACAUUUAUUUAGGUGAUAUCAGAUACCUUCGCAAACAUCAAUGAAUUUACCAUCUAAACAUCACCAAAUAAAUACGACUUAUUUUAAUCAAUUACAGAAUUGCUAUAGGCUAAUUUUGUACACAAUAACAGAGUAGCUCAAUAAAUUAGUGCUUAAUCCCUAUGCAGGAUAAUUUAAACAACGGACUAAUAAUUAAUGGAGAUGAUCUUUAAAACUUACACUUAGAAAACCUUAGAAAUUUUAAAAUCUCCACAUUGCAAAACUUAAUAAGGUUUACUUGAGAGUCUGCUGAGUCUUAUAUUGACAGUAGAAGGAAUCUUUGAACCAUGUUUAGAGGAUUGUGUACAUACUAUCACCAAUUGUUUGCAUUCUGAAGAGUGGAACUCACGAAAGUUUGCAUUAGAUAUAAUUUAUUCGUUAAGCGUGAUAUUUCCUCAUUAUUUCAGAAUAAAUGAACAAUUUGUCAAUAAAAUAGGAGAACUAAGAUUUGACAAAAUUAAACAUGUAAGGGAUGCAGCAUAAGUAGCAUUGUCAUCCCUUAAAGAUUCACGAUCUCUAUAAUAAUAAUCAGCCAGAGAACAUAAGUCAGUGUUUAAAUCUAGUGCCAAUAAAGGAUUUUUUGAAAGAACAUCAGAUAUAUAAAUUAUUGAGAAUAGACCAAGGGAAGAAGAAAUCUCAAAAUAGAAACCAACCUUUGCUGAUAUUCUUGUUAAAAAUGAAACCCAUUCCUUUACACUUCCCAAUUAAUAGAUGGGAAGCGAUAAGAAAACAUCCCCUGUGCAAAUGCUAGCUGAUUCCAAUAAAAACCAUUCUCCUUAAUGUUCUGCCUUUAUCUAAGCAGCUUAGCCUACUUACCAUUUUAAUAUAUCAGGAUAUAGCAAUCAAAAGGAGAAGAAAUAUAUAAAUUAAAGUUAAGAGAUUUCUAAAUCCUAAAUUUAGCUUGCCACUCCCCCUUAAAAGUAAAUACAAGACAAACAAGAUCUCUUAAAAUUAUAUGAUUCAGCCAAAGCCAAAUAAAAUGCCAUCUUCGAAUAAAUUUUAAAUUAAAAAUUGUAAAUUUCAGAACAAAACACACGUUCUGAAAUGAACCUAUUAAACAAAAGAAUAGAUAAAAUUGAAUAGCUGUUAGAAAGAAUGUCAGAAACUAUAGAUAAAAAGUUAAAUUCAUAAUAGAAUUAGCAAUUAUAAUAAUAGUAACAAAUUACAUCUCAAAAAUAAAAAGUAGUCCCUGUUGAAUCGUAUAAGGAUUAGUUCAUUCCUUGUUAAAUACAUGAAAAUUAAAAAUCUCUGAAUCUCUAAAAUUAAAAUAUGUUUGACUCUCUAAAUGAUGCUCCGAACACUAAAAUGUAGGAUAUUUUUUUCAUACAGUAAAAAUCUUAAUUCAACACUGAAUCAAAACUUUAAGAAUCUAAUUUUGAACUAAAUUCAGGAAAAAUAAGUGAUGCAGAAGGUAAAUUUAGGGAAAAUCAUUAAAGAUCAACUUCAGAAGCAUCUCCUUUGAGAAACAAAGAUCAAUCUAUUCUUACAACUGAUAGUAAAUAGACAUAACAAUAAUUAUCCUCUCCUAUUAUUCAAAAUGCUAAAGUGAUUGAAUAACAAAAGGUUAUGUAAAAAGUAGAGGAUUAAUUAGAUAAAAACAAUAUUAAUGAAGCUUAUUGUACCGCAUUAACAUCUUUAGAUGACUAGAUUAUAAUAUCAACUAUGAUGAAGACUGGACCUUGUACUGAGAGGCUAGAUUCCACAUAAGUUGAAUAUUUAUUACACAAAUUAAGAACAUUAGAUUGGAUAGAAAAUGCACUUCAACAUCAUCUUGCAAGAAUGCCAGCAAUUUUGUUAAAGUCAAUAUCUACAUAAUUAAAUAAUGUGUAAUAAACUGACUAAGUUAAAAGAAUUCAAGAUAUGAUUGAAAAGAAGAAGACUUAAUCACAAGAUUGA